Molossus molossus (Pallas's mastiff bat) is the source of this 664-nucleotide messenger RNA. It is a transcript of the gene H1-6, whose product is annotated as H1.6 linker histone, cluster member. Gene Ontology annotation, cellular component: nucleus; nucleosome. The transcript has a single exon. Gene Ontology annotation, molecular function: structural constituent of chromatin; double-stranded DNA binding; nucleosomal DNA binding. Gene Ontology annotation, biological process: nucleosome assembly; chromosome condensation; negative regulation of DNA recombination. The coding region runs from base 32 to 664 and encodes 210 amino acids. Lineage: Eukaryota; Metazoa; Chordata; Mammalia; Chiroptera; Molossidae. The record is from RefSeq and is a predicted model, not a curated record.
UCUUUCUCAGUUGUUUUUGACCUAGGCUGUGAUGUCCGAGAUGGCGCCUGCGGACCCGGCUGAGCCUGGCCUAGGUUAUGUGGAGAAGCCAUCAAUCAAGAAGCGAGGGAAGAAGCAGGUGGGUAUGACGGGUGUGAGUCGCAAGACUCCAAGUCCAUCAGUGUCCAAGGUGAUCACCGAGGCUUUGUCGGUCUCGCAGGAGAGAGCAGGUAUGUCGUUGGCCGCCCUGAAGAAGGCGCUGGCGGCCGCGGGCUACGACGUGGACAAGAACAACAGCCGCAUCAAGCUGGUGCUCAAGAGCCUGGUGAGCAAGGGCACCUUGGUGCAGACCAAGGGCACCGGCGCUUCCGGCUCCUUCAAGCUUAGCAAGAAGGCCGCCCCUGAUCUUGUCAAGGUCAAGAAAUCCUCUUCCUCCAAGACCAAGAAGCUGGUUUUGUCCCGGGAGUCCAAGUCCCCGAAGAGCACUAAUACCAACAAGAAAGCCCAGAAGUCGAGGGCCACAGCAGCCCCGAAGGCUGCCCGAGGUGUCAAGAAGGCUACAGCAGCCAAGGCCAAGCCCCAGCGGAAGAGCCCCGCCAAGGCCAGGGCCGAUAGGCCCGCAGCCGGGAGGGCCAAGUUGGUACAGCAGAAGACCAAUCCCAGGAAGGCGGCACCUAAGAAGUAA